GAUUCUAGAUUUUAAUAUUAGUUCAAAAUGACUAGCAAGCUACAAAAUAUUUUUCGAAGUAUUUCAAAUGUAAACAAUGAAGAUGAUUUUAUUAGAUCAAAAGCAUUCUGGCAUCCAGAGAAAGAUAUCAUUACAUCUCCAUAUCGAGAUAACUAUGCAACAACUAAAUCUUGUUUGCCUGGAGUCAGUUUCCAAACUCUUGCUGCAACGGUAGUGCACUGUUUCUUGUAUGGAAAAGGCUACAACAGUUUCAGACAUAAAGGCAUCAUAUUGAAGUGCAACGUAACGGACAUUGCUAAUGACACACCAUAUCUUUGUCACAAAAUUAAAAUUUUAACAAAGCUAUUUGGACAGACCAGCUUUAUUCGAUUGCAAGGCAGUUCAUCUAUUCUUCCGCAUACUUCAACGAAAUUCCAUUCACUGAAUCUACAAAUUUUAAAGCAAAAGAUCUGUCAGAGAUAUGCAAGAUCAAUAGAAACAGUAACAAUCAGAUCAAGAGGAGGCAGAAUAUGCUUUGAUGGAUGUACAAUCAACAUUCCUGCUGGAGCAUUGACAAAACCAACCAAAUUAGAAUUCGAACUCAGGAUCAUGAAAAAUAAAUAUUUCAAAGAUUAUUUUUCAAUCUCCCCAAGUAUAAGCCAAAAUAAACCUGGAGUCAAAUUUCUUAAACCAAUUCGCAUUGAACUUCCAACCUGGUGUUAUCUUGAACCUCACCAUGAAAACUCUUUGAUUGUUUUGCACAACAGCCAUAAUGAUAUUGACUGGAGAGAUACUCAGAUGGCUGCUGUUUUUAAAGACUCAAAGAUUAUAGUGGAAGUCACUGAUUUUUCUAGCUAUGUUGUGGUAAUAUGGCGAAAACUAUUAGGUCGUUUGAGAAUACCUUUCAAAUUGAAGACCAUGUUAUUCCAUCAAAAUUAUACAAACUUUGCUGCCAUUUGUGGCUUUGACAGCCAAAUAAUUACAAAAGAAUAUACUGAUAAUUUCAACAUGUUUGGAUGGAAAAGUGUUUUUCCACAAUUAGAUUCUUUUCGAUGUUUGAUGGGUGACAAAAUUUGUAUCAAACUUAGCAGCACCACACCUGGAGUUCUUUUCGAUCCAUUAUUGGGUCAUUACUUCACAGUGGACACUGAAGAUUACCAUACUAAGUAUUUUGCACGUAGAAUGGAAGAGCAUGAAAGCAAAUGCAAUACUAUCCUGCUUGACUACUCAGUUUUAAAUGCGGCUAAAGAAGAGUUAUUAGUAAAAUCCUACUUUAAUAUUCCUAGCCAAAAUAAAACCUAUCAUUUUAAUGCACCUAAUAGAAUGGAAGAUGCAUAUCGUGCAGUAUGUAAAAGGUUCCAUGAUGCCAGCACAUUCAAAAUGUUUGCAAUAUAUCGACAUGGGUUGCGUUUGGACUACCAUAGUGUAAAGAUUAUUUGUGAUUCCCAUCCCCAUUUUAAUCAUGAUGCUAUGGUUGAUGUAUUUGAGUUAUGGAAACAGAGAAAUCAAGGUUGCUCACCCUCAAUGCUUAUAAAUCUGGUAGAUAAUUAUUUCACAACAAAUGAAGUAUCAGCCGAACCACCGACGUUUGGAAGAGAACAUCAAAAUACUCAGAAUAUGGCUCGAGUCAUUUUUUACACAGCUACGUUUUGCGCAUUUGCAAUUUCACUGUUAAAAUUUUUUCCUAAAUAUUACAAUUUUUGUUUUGUUUGUAGUUUCAAAAUGAUAAAAUAGGCCUAUAUUAUAUUUAAACAAUUAUGCAAAUAUUAGUUCAUAUUGC
Styela clava is the source of this 1759-nucleotide messenger RNA. Lineage: Eukaryota; Metazoa; Chordata; Ascidiacea; Stolidobranchia; Styelidae. The record is from RefSeq and is a predicted model, not a curated record.